Messenger RNA from Rhizophagus irregularis DAOM 181602=DAOM 197198, 627 nucleotides. RefSeq lists its product as uncharacterized. Lineage: Eukaryota; Fungi; Glomeromycota; Glomeromycetes; Glomerales; Glomeraceae. Gene Ontology annotation, cellular component: membrane. The record is from RefSeq and is a predicted model, not a curated record. Gene Ontology annotation, biological process: vesicle-mediated transport.
AUGUCGUCCAGUGAACAGCAAUUCCGCGAGUCUUUACGAUCUUUUCGUUGGGCUUCAAACUCUAACAACGAUAUAAACUCUAACAAAACUUCUACAUUCUCCCAAUUAACUGAGAAUACUUCAAAUUUUUUUGGCAAUGUUGGUAAUAGAGUACGAGGAUAUGUACCUCUAUCAAAUAAUACCGUCGAGGAAGAGGAGGAAUGGUUUACAUUGACUAGGUGGCAGAGAUUUGUAGGUUUUGGAGUUUGUAUGGCCGCCGGAGUUCUAUGCUUUUUAAUUGCUUUCUUAACUUUGCCCCUUUUGGCAUUAAAACCAAGAAAAUUCGCAGUAACUUAUACAAUGGGGAGUGUUUUGGUUCUAAUGAGUUUCGCCUUGUUGCAUGGACCAAUUGCACAUCUUAAACAUAUUUUUUCCCGUGAACGUAUUCCUUUCACUGUUGCCUAUUUGGGAUCAAUGAUAGGAACGUUAUAUUCUGCAAUUGGGUUACAAAGCACUCUUCUCACUCUUCUAUUUAGUAUUAUACAAGUUAUAGCACUUAUAUGGUACACUAUUUCAUAUUUACCAGGAGGAGUUGGUACAUUACAAGUGGGAUCACGUAUGAUUGCACGUCAAGUAUUACCAAUUUAA